AUGACGGCCUGCAUGACGGCCUGCAUGACGGCCUACAUGACGGCCUUCAUGACGGCCUACAUGACGGCCUACAUGACGGCCUUCAUGACGGCCUUCAUGACGGCCUGUUCCUCGCCACCUAACAAUCAGCCCACCCUACCCACAGUCAACAAUCAGCCUACCCUACCCACAGCCAACAAUCAGCCUACCCUACCCACAGCCAACAAUCAGCCCACCCUACCCACAGCCAACAAUCAGCCCACCCUACCCACAGCCAACAAUCAGCCCACCCUACCCACAGCCAACAAUCAGCCCACCUUACCCACAGCCAACAAUCAGCCCACCCUACCCACAGUCAACAAUCAGCCCACCUUACCCACAGUUAACAAUCAGCCCACCUUACCCACAGUCAACAAUCAGCCCACCUUACCCACAGUCAACAAUCAGCCCACCCUACCCACAGCCAACAAUCAGACCACCUUACCCACAGCCAACAAUCAGCCCACCUUACCCACAGCCAACAAUCAGCCCACCUUACCCACAGCCAACAAUCAGCCCACCUUACCCACAGCCAACAAUCAGCCCACCCUACCCACAGUCAACAAUCAGCCCACCCUACCCACAGCCAACAAUCAGCCCACCCUACUCACAGCCAACAAUCAGCCCACCCUACCCACAGCCAACAAUCAGCCUACCCUACCCACAGCCAACAAUCAGCCCACCUUACCCCACAGCCAACAAUCAGCCCACCCUACCCACAGCCAACAAUCAGCCCACCCUACCCACAGUCAACAAUCAGCCCACCCUACCCACAGCCAACAAUCAGCCCACCCUACCCACAGCCAACAAUCAGCCCACCCUACCCACAGUCAACAAUCAGCCCACCCUACCCACAGCCAACAAUCAGCCCACCUUACCCCACAGCCAACAAUCAGCCCACCCUACCCACAGCCAACAAUCAGCCCACCCUACCCACAGUCAACAAUCAGCCCACCCUACCCACAGCCAACAAUCAGCCCACCCUACCCACAGUCAACAAUCAGCCCACCCUACCCACAGUCAACAAUCAGCCCACCCUACCCACAGUCAACAAUCAGCCCACCCUACCCACAGUCAACAAUCAGCCCACCCUACCCACAGUCAACAAUCAGCCCACCCUACCCACAGUCAACAAUCAGCCCACCCUACCCACAGUCAACAAUCAGCCUACUCUCCGCACAUAAUUCCCUCAGAGGAGUUGACGUUGAGGAAAACUUUCCUCGUGUUCCUCAACAGUGUGAUUCACCCGCCUUAACUUCCAGCUAUUUCCUGCUGCUUACGGAGUGA
Molecule: messenger RNA, 1305 nt
Organism: Procambarus clarkii (red swamp crayfish)
Lineage: Eukaryota; Metazoa; Arthropoda; Malacostraca; Decapoda; Cambaridae
Source: RefSeq, a predicted model, not a curated record